GAAACGCGUGCAUAUCAGCCGCUGGGACACAUACACGUCAACUUGCAAACAAAUAAAUAAUCCAAAAUAAAAAGUCGGAGGCAAAACAUUGAGCAAAAUGAGCGACAAAGCCGAGGAUACGCUGCAGAAGCUUCUGGGGGACCCGUCUCCGGGACAGGAACUGUCAACCAAGGAGGCCUACUUCGCGAGUCUGGCGGAAUGGGCGAAACAAGCUUCGAUUGCCCAGAACGCCAUGACCAUGUUUCCAUACUACCUGAUGGCCAACUACCCGCAGCUCUUCCAGGGUCAGACAUCCGCUAGUCACCCAGCCAGCUUGGGUCAACUGCCAGCAAGCCCGGCGAUUCCCGCCCAGGGGACUCCGUCACCCGUCGCUCCACCAACCGGGCCACCCCAGGCUCCUCCAGCUUUCAACCGAUUCCGUGUGCUCGACGAGGCACAACAAUUUGAUAUUAUCCAUCGCAUUGGCGGCUACGAGUACGUUGUGGCACCCUUUUGGAAACGUGCCGUGGCGGAGGCCAUCGACGUGUUUAUUCUUUUCAUUCUGAAGAUCAUCAUUACAUUCGGCGUUGUGAACCUUUUCGACUUGGAGUUUGACAAGGAGAUGAUGCGGCGCACCUUGGAUGAGGACGAUUUGUUUAUUAACUUCUUCGAUAUCUCGCUGGACUUCAUAACAAUGUCGUCCGACCUGCUGCUGAUUGAACUCCUCACAAAAAUAACCGUCUGCUGCUACGAAGCACUCUGGACGGUCUUCUACAACGGAGCCACGCCCGGAAAGUCAUUAAUGAAAAUUCGCAUACACUAUGUGGAGGCGGUGAUGCCGCUCCAGGCUCCAGCUCUGCCCCAAUUCGUGCUCCAGCCACAGCGUGAGCCGUUGCGAGCUCUGAUCUAUCCCGCCCAGACACCCACAUUGAUGCGGGCCUUUGCCCGGGCCCUAGCCAAAAACCUGGUCAUGACGUUGCUCUUCCCCAUAUGCGUGGUUAUGAUCUUCUUCAAGAACAACCGUACCGCGUACGACAUACUAACCAAGACAAUAGUGGUCGAAACUGAUUCCAAUGCCAUAUUCCGCACCCAUGCUCCACAUCAACGUCAACGCUAAAGCGCCGUAUAAAUCGGCUCGAGCCAAGUACGUGGAGAAUAUUUAUACGUUUAUACUCUUUUCUAUGCACAUAAGAUAGACGUUGUUGUUAAUAAAAAUCCGAUGUUAUGUA
Messenger RNA from Drosophila bipectinata, 1208 nucleotides. Its product is annotated as protein FAM8A1. Lineage: Eukaryota; Metazoa; Arthropoda; Insecta; Diptera; Drosophilidae. The record is from RefSeq and is a predicted model, not a curated record.